Cladocopium goreaui is the source of this 3030-nucleotide messenger RNA. NCBI's taxonomy places the organism in Eukaryota, Dinophyceae, Suessiales, Symbiodiniaceae. The record is from the annotation of a GenBank genome assembly.
AUGGCCAUCGGCUCAAAGGUCGCUUUUCAGAAUCGCGCAGCUGAACUUGGAAUUGAAGAAGCUGACAUUGAAGCUUUGGCAGACAAAGGAAUCAACAGUUACGCAACAUAUGCUUAUUGCUGUACUUUUCAACCUGGUCAGACUGAUGACACUGCUUUGACAAUUUUUUUGACAACAGCUCUUGGAGCAGCCCCGCACGCUGCUUCUUCUACCAGGUUUCGCAGGCUGUUCUUUGAGGCCCAUGCCCUUUCACUGGAGGAUCUUAAAUCACGUGCUGACAGGUCGGAGUCCAGUGAGGCAAGGGUUUUACCUUUAGCAGAGAAAAUGGAUCGCAUCAGACAACAGCAGUUGAGGCUCAUUGGAAUCAGCUUCACACCGCAGAAUGAGCCAUCACACUCUUUGAUUGACAAGGUAUGCCAACAGCUCGAGGACAAUGUCGUAACUUACAUCGACCUGAGCAGGUGUUCAUCAAGACACGAUGAGGCCCUGCACUCAAAAGUUGACACGACGCUGGCAUUGGACAGCUCUGGUGGCUUGCGGCUUAGCAAGAAACAAAAGCUUGAUGAUGUGAACGUAACAGGUGAACACAAGAUGCGUCAAGCCUUUCUUCGACGCUCACUGGCAUACGACUUGGCAGGAAUUGCAACAUUCUCAGUGCUUGAUUUGUGGACUCAGAAGUUAUUUGAAAAGAUGAAUGAGGCACCUCUGGCUAACUUCAGGCAUGUGAGCAUGGAGCAGGCCAUCAACGCUGACAAGGCACUUUGGGUCAAAGUUUCAAGUGAGACACGUGGAAAACUGCAGCCAAAAACUGGCAUGGAAAAACCCUUUGACGCAGACUUCACCAAGUUCGCAGAGCACCCUGAAGUCCUACAACACUUGAUGCCCCUUCAAAGUCAGGGUGGAUACAGGUCAGAUAUGAACAAUUCAGCUACGCCAAGCGCAAAAGGAAAAGGUGCUCACCAAACUGGCGGCAAGGGAAAGCCUUCAAAGGGCAAAGGAAAGGCAUCUACGGGCAUCACAGUGCCCGACGAUUGUGAGCAAACAGCUUUGCAAGCGAUGGCAAAUCGGUUUACCUUGCGGAACGUGCUCGCGGGCACGAGAAAGGCCGAUGACGGCAAAGCUAGGCAGUGUGUCCUCAAAACCACACUCAUGCGUCCUGGCAGCCGUACAAAACAAUACCCCGCCUUGUUGUGCAAUCGAGUGGCCGCUUGCGUUUCUGACGUGGCAAAAGCGUUGGGGGUUGUUCCGCGGGUGUCAUCUCGGCUGAAAGACUUGCUGAAGCUGAACCUGGGACAACAGACGGUGAGACACCCACCAUUGAUACCGGAAUACAAAGAGUACAUCCACUCUGCAACAACAAUGUCAGACCCUGCUUACAAGCUGCGCGCUGCUCCUCCAGUCACGGGGGAACAAACCACUGAGCAGCAUGACAGCCAAGAGAGUCCUAGCAAGCGUGCCAGGACAACUUUCAAAUAUGGAGUGUGGCACAGUCCUGAAGAAUUUUUGCAGAAAGCCACACACGUUUUGCACCCCAUGGAUCACGAUUCGGUUUUACACCCCAUAACCACUGACGCAAUUCACAAAGUGGUGCAUACAUGUCCCACGAAACUUGCAAAAGAGAGAUUGGCCUCAGUCUUCAAAGUUCGCAAAUUGUCAGAAGAGCUGACCCAGGCGGAAUGUGAACUGAAAGACACCAUGCAUCCUGACGUACGGAAGUGUGUGAAGUCCAAAAGGAUUGCCUUGUUUGAGUGCCUUCUUGCGCAGCUUGACUAUUGGGACAUGGACGUGGUGAACCUCCUGAAGCAUGGGGUCCCUCUGGUUGGCUUGCAGCCAGCGCCGAAGGGAUAUCAAAAACACUUAGUGCCAGCUAGCAUGAUGGAGGAUGAGCUUGUACAAUCUGCAAAGUGGCGUCGCAAGGCCAUCGUGGCUGGAGCACGGCGCAUGACCAGAGAUGAGCAGUCGUCGUUGCAGGAAACUACAGCUGCUGAAGUUGAAAGGGGCUUUUUGCAAGGCCCUUACACUGAAGAUGAGAUGACCGUUCUUUUUGGCUCUGAAAAUUGGACUCUCAACCCUAGGUUUGUUCUUUUAGCCAACAACAAGGUGCGUGUCAUUGACGAUGCCAAGCAGGGCUCAGUUAACGCUGCAUACUCACCAACGGUGAAGUUACAACUGCAAGAUGUCGACUAUGCUGCGGCCAUGGUCAUUCAAAUCAUGCGAGAGUUGGCAAGCUUGGAUGACAACAUGUCUGGCUGGUAUGGCAAGACUUUCGACUUGAGCAAGGUUUUCCAGUGGACGGAGUCUGGAGGUUUUACAAAAGCAUUGCCCUUCCUUUUGGCUGCACGGGUAAGCGUUUAUGGUUUUGUGAGGGUGUCUCAAGCCUUGUGGUUUUUGACGUCCAAGCUUCUGCAUUGCAUCACUUCGCAUUACUUUGACGAUUUUCCAACGCUGGAACGGAUCGAUGGAUGCAGAGUCCUGACUUUGGAUUUCAGUGCCAUCCUGGACUUGCUUGGCUGGGAACAUGCAAAAGAGGGCGACAAAGCUGUCAACUUUGCAAGUGUUUUCGACCUUUUGGGAGUGACCUUCGACCUCAGUGCAGUUCAACGCCAGACCUUGACAAUAACCAACAAAUCUAGUCGCAUAGAUAAACUAUGUAAGAUGUUGGAUGAGGUUGAAGCAGCCCGCACCAUAACAGCUGCCCAUGCCAGUGAAAUUCAAGGUCUCCUCAACUUUGCGGUCAGCUUUUACAUGGGUAGGGGUCUCAAACACCUGGUCUCCGCAUUCAUGCCUUUUGCAGAGGGUCAGCAGUGCAAAGAUGCUGAUGAACUUGUGAGUCUUUGUUCAUACGCCAGAACCAUGCUGCGAGCGCAAAAACCACGAGUGCAUUCCACUUUGGAAUCAAACCGGCCGAUCCUGAUCUUCACUGACGGUGCGUACGAAGAUGGUGUGGCCACUGCGGGAGCCGUAGUAGUUGAUGGGUCACAACGUCAUGCGUACGUUGUCACAGUGCCCGAUGAACUUGUGAAGCUUUAG